Salvelinus sp. IW2-2015 is the source of this 7496-nucleotide messenger RNA. The record is from RefSeq and is a predicted model, not a curated record. NCBI's taxonomy places the organism in Eukaryota, Metazoa, Chordata, Actinopteri, Salmoniformes, Salmonidae.
AUGCUCAGUUCGGUGUCAGUCUCCUCUUUCAAAGGACGCAAGGGUGGGAACAAGUCGCCCAACAAAGCAUGUUACAGUGCAGACAUGACUUGUCCGCCAGACAGCGAGAAAAUCGUAAUAAACUGCGGAGGGGUGCGACACGAGACUUACCGCAGCACCCUCAAAACUUUGCCCGGUACCCGCUUAUCCUGGCUUACCGAUCCGGACGCGUUUAGCAACUUCGACUAUGACCCCAAAAUCGACGAGUUCUUCUUCGACCGCCACCCCGGCACGUUCACGUUCAUCCUCAACUACUACCGCACAGGCAAGCUUCACUGUCCCAACGAUGUGUGCGGCCCACUGUUCGAGGAGGAGCUCGCCUUCUGGGGCAUCGACGAGACGGACGUGGAGGCGUGCUGCUGGAUGAACUACCGUCAACACAGGGAUGCCGAAGAGGCGCUGGACAGCUUCGAGCAGCCGGAGCCAGAGGAGCCGGAAGACGACCUGGAGCUGACUGCGGACGGAGAGCUCAAGAGGCUGUGCCUGCACGAAGACGGGCGCAAGAGGAGCUGGUGGAGUGUGUGGCAACCCUAUUUCUGGAAUCUUUUUGAGGAUCCGUAUUCUUCCAAGAAUGCCAAGUACUGUGCGUUCCUCUCCCUUCUGUUCAUCCUCAUCUCCAUCACCACCUUCUGCUUGGAGACGCACGAGGCCUUCAACACCAUCUACAACAAAACAGAAAACGUGACGGUGGGCAAUGUGACGCGUCAGGAGAUCGUCUACGAGGUGGUGACCGAUGGCUGGCUCACCUAUGUGGAGGGAACGUGCGUCAUCUGGUUCACCAUUGAGGUCAUGAUGCGCGUGAUCUUCUGCCCCUGCAAGAAGGAGUUCUUCAGUAGCACCCUCAAUAUCAUUGACUUUAUUGCCAUCAUGCCCUUCUACCUGGAGGUGGCGCUGAGCGGUCUGGAUUCCAAAGCCGCCAAAGACGUGUUGGGCUUCCUGCGAGUGGUGCGCUUCGUCAGGAUCCUGCGUAUCUUCAAGUUGACGCGUCACUUCGUGGGCCUGCGGGUGCUGGGCCACACGCUCCGCGCCAGUACCAACGAGUUCCUCCUCCUCAUCAUCUUCCUCGCCCUCGGAGUGCUCAUCUUCGCCACCAUGAUCUACUACGCUGAGCGCAUCGGCGCCGACCCUGAUGACCCUACGGCCGCCAAACACACAAACUUCAAGAACAUCCCCAUUGGCUUCUGGUGGGCUGUGGUCACCAUGACCACUCUGGGCUACGGGGACAUGUACCCCGAGACGUGGUCGGGGAUGCUGGUGGGCGCGCUGUGCGCCCUGGCGGGGGUGCUGACCAUCGCCAUGCCUGUGCCCGUCAUCGUCAACAACUUUGGCAUGUACUACUCACUGGCCAUGGCCAAGCAGAAGCUGCCCAAGAGGAAGGGCAAGCACAUCCCUCGGCCCACCAUGCCGGGCUCGCCCAACUACUGCAAGCCAGACGCCCUGGCCAUGGCCACCGCCGGGCCGGGGAUGGUGGGCUCAGGCAGCCUGGGGGGAGGGGACUGCCCUCUGGCUCAGGAGGAGAUCAUCGAGAUCAACAGGACAGCCAAGAAGAGGAACAACCAUAGGACACAAUUCACCCAGAGCUCCCUACUGGAUUCACUGUGGGCUGAAGGGAUACGUAACCGGAGAGAGAGGGAGAGGGAGAGAAAAAAGGAGAGCGAGCGAGAGAAAGAAAGAGAACUGAAGGUGAUGGUGAUACUGGGCGGAUGAUAGAGGACAAAGAGAGUCAAAGAGAUUUGUUCAUCCCUCCGCACCAGAAGCACCCUUCGUUCCUGUGGACUCCUCAAUCAGCACCAUCCUGUAGGAAAACAAACUCCAGACCAACAUAACAGACUUACAGACUGAAACACAUACCUUAUGUCAGCAUACUUUACAGUGUCUUAUUAUACUAAGUUUAUUGACAUUGAAAUCCCAGACAAAUGAUAAAAGAAACAAACAAUAGAACAGAAUGCCCCUAGGAAAGAGCCAAAGGGUUAUGGGACAGUAGGACAAUGUUCCACAACUUGGUUGUCAUCCUACUGUAUCAUAGACAAUGUAUGCUCUUAACCACUGUCAAAUGUUCCCUUAGACAAGUGACAUGUUACCGGCUCUCAGAUACAGUAUAUUCAAUUGUUUUUAAAUCUUCCUAUUUGGUACUUCAAAGAUUGGACAUACAGUACGGUAGGCAACAUAAACAAACUACUGCAGUGGUCUGAGAUCACUCAACACAGUCAGCGUGGAUGUGACUACAGAAAGGCGAGCCAGGUGCUAGCCAAUGGCAAAAUAUAUUUACAUAACAGUCAUUUUACUGUUUUGCAGCCAAACACUAUGCAAAGCUAUGAGGCCGAAUGACCAUUGCGUCCAGUGACUCUUGAGUCGGCCCACUAUGGUGACGCUACCUUAUGUAAAGUCAGUCACAGCUGUUGGACUGUUUUCAGUGAUUGACAGCCCUUCUCUUACCCUCUCACAAGAGACACACUUCAGAAGAUACUGAAUUAUGGGCCACAAUAGUAGAGCAACCAGUUAUAUAGUAUACCAGGCCAUUGGUCAUUUCAUAGAAACCUGCACAUAGGUCUGACAUACGAUACACACCCUGACUGACUGAUGUUGACUCGUGUUGCAUGAGAGAGGGUGUCGGCUGACCCUAACAGACCUACUCAUCGACCACUUUGAAGGAUUUGGGACUAAAGAAAACCAGAGUGUGUGUGCGCGUGUGAGAGUGUGUGCGCUGGAGAGUUGAGGAGGACGCCAAAGGAGAGAGACACUGGAAGCAUGACCGCAAUGCGCAUGCCAAGAACGCCAGCGACUGCUGGAAAACAAGGACAUACAUUGCCCUCUCUUUUUCGCUCUCAAUCGCUCCCUCUCUUUAUCUCCAACCCUCUGCAUCUCAGCAUUGCUGCUCCUCCUCCGUAGCAAACUGCAUGGCAUGAUCGAAAAAAAAACCUGAGGAACGAAACGUAGAGAACAAAAGGAUGGAGAGAGAGACCAGAGAGACUUUAUUUUUUAAACCAAACAAUCAUAGUCACAUCAACCUUUUUCAAAAAGAUCCAAUUGGUAACUAUUUGCAAGUGUCAAGAUAACAGAUGGUCAACUGCACGUUGAGAGAGUGGCUACUGUAAAGGUCUCUCUCCUUUCUGUAGAAAGGAGGAAGGUCAAAGAGCACUGCACCUCUGGGGGGAUCAGAAAGGUUCAUAAGGAAGUGUGAGAAAAGAGCGGGAAGAGGGUGAACUUUGAUAAACAAUUCCGGGAAAAAGUGAAAAUGCAUUUUUAUUACUUUGUUUACCAGCAUGACUAUUCUGCAUGAGUCUACUUCUGCAAGCCCUAACCCCACCCCCCUCCCUAAAAAAGAGGGCUAGGAAUUGAAAAAAUGUACAAAAUCGAGACGAAACAAAAAAUAUUUAUGUUAUAUGCAACUCAUUUUAAAAAAGAGCAGGAUUAUAUAAAAAAAAAAUCUAUAUUUUGUUUUGGGAUAAUAAAAAAAGGAAUAACGAAAAAAAUAUAUAAGAUUGCAAGAUACACAUUGAACAAUGUUUUCUUAGACAAAUAAGAUAAACACACACCACAUAAUCUACCAGAGAUGAACUGUGCGAGGAACUUCCCCUGAUACUACAACUACUCUACUACUACUUCGAUGACUACUCUUCUCCCUCUCUGCUACUUCUUAUUCUACUGCUCUCACUCUCUGGUCCUACCGCCCUGAUUGCGCCCCCUGCUGCCAAUUCUCUGUCUUCCACCCCACUGUCCAUCCAGGUCCCCUCUCCACUGUCUGUCUGCAUAACUCUGUUUAGUUGGACUGUGCUCAGAUCCGAUGGGUCAUAUUUACUAGGAUCCAAACGGGCCGGAACGGACUAUACCUGAACUUGUCUAACAAGUUUUCCGCUGCAAAGCUGUUUGCUACGGUGUGCACCAAUGAAUACGACCAUGAUGGACUCUGUUUUUGUUCUUUCAGUCUCGUGCUCAAGGUGGGAGAUGGCAGCUUCACCACCGGGACGCGGUUGUAGACUCGAAGGUCUCGGCUAACUAAAGCAGUUUAGCGAUACCUAGCAGAGAUUAAACCUCACCCCGUCCCCAGGCUAAAAACCCAAUGCGCAUUGGGAGAAAGUAUCUGAUCUGGUGAACGAGAUUAGCGAUGACCUAACACAACAAAUAACAUUGAUUGGCUUGUGUAGCCUAAUAAUAAUGUAGCUCUGACCCUGUACUGUAGCUAGCACCUGUAGCACUGCACUGACUGGCCAUAGAUAGCGCCAUAUUAGCUCAGCCCUGAUAUUGUAGCUAUACAAUGCGUAGCUUUGUGCUGCUAUGACAUAAUGUACUGUAGGCCUAUCUCCCUGAUUAUGGAGAUGUGUAUAACAUGUCGUUGUGGCAUUUAACCCCCCCAACUCGCUUACUCUACAGCCCAUGUGACAGUCAACAGUGUUUGUUUUACACAUGCUGGUGCCCCCGGCGUUGGUGAAGCAGCCAUCUUUGCUCCAUUUCCCAGGUGGGGAUAGCAUAUUGCCAGGAAAACUGCUGUUCAAAGAUGCGUGAAGGGAACGCCAAACUGUCUAUCUAUGCUAUCAUAAUGAGCUUAUCUAGAUAAAUUGUUGUCGUUUCUGUUGAUGAACAAAAGCUCUUGUUGACCUUCCACCACCCCUGCCUGUUUUGCAGUAUGGCUGUAUGCAUCGCACCAGGCACCUCACCACACACUCAACAACAACAUAUUUUUGGGUUUAUUUCCCCGUUUUUCCAUGUUUCUUUUCAAGUGAUUUUGUUGUUGUUGUGUUGUUUCUAGGCCUGUAUGUAUAGGUAAUAUCACCAGUCACCGCAAACCCGUAGCUAGGCCCACAUCAGAGUUGAGAUAAUAUGUCGUUUAUCCCCAAUGAAGAGUGCCAUCAUCUGAGCCGUGGUUAGUCUCUGGUGACACUGGUCUAGCCGAGUGUUACGGCAGAGCAGGGUUCAUCUCAAGGGUGUUAUUUAAUGUUACAAUCGGGGAGGAGGAGAGGAGUGUUAAUAAUGUUGGGGGUGGGGGUUAAAAUGACGUCACUUCAGACCGUGUCAAAUACAAUUUGGGUCACAUUCAUUUUCAUAUUGCUCGUUUUAGAUUUUUUUUUGUCUCAAAUGAGUGUUAACUUGUGUUCACUUCCCAAAACUGUUCCUUUUGUUUUUGUUUGUUUAUUUGUUAUUACGCAAUGAUGAUGAUUUUGAUGAUGUUCCAGAGAUGCUGGGGGCUAACUGUACUGAACUAACUGAGAACUGAGCAACUAACUAUGCAAGAGUUUGACUGUAGCCUACGACUAACUUCAGUGUUUCAUUGUGCCAAAGGAGUUCAGUGUGUUGGGUCUGUUUGUCUGUUGUGUGGGAGGGCAAGAAUGGGGCAGGGUAAGGAUGGAAAAGGGGGGCAGCUACUAUAUCUAGCAUGGUGCAUUGUUUACUGAAGUAAAUGGGGGUGUGGGGGUUAAAGUAAUUAGAAUAGGGGCUCCCCUGAAGACCUCUGGAGUUUGCCACUCAGGAUAUGUCCCUGUUCUCGCAGUUUUCAUUUGAUACACUGGAUCUCUGUCAUUCAUCACCUUAUGUCUGAUUCCUCCCCCUUUUCCUUCUCCUCGACCCCCAUCCCUUUCACAUUCAUUCCUUCUCCCUCUCAACUCCUGCCUACUCCUUCUCUCACUCUCUCCCUUUCCAAAAAAAGUUUAUUAUGGCACGAUGUUUGUUACAAAAAGAAUGAUUUGAAAUGAUAGCGAUAAGUAACCAUAGAUUAUGGAAGGUCGCAUCACUACUAGACAUUUCAUUCUGAAGAUGGAAAUGAUUGUUUGUGAGGUAGAGAAGGAGAGGGAUCGGGUGCAAGGUGGAUGGGAAGAAGAGGGGAUGGGCACAACUGGCUUAGAUACAGCUAAAGACAGAGGUGAAUGGAUCAUACCCCCCCAUCAACCUUCUGGUAGCACACCCCACACAGACACGUUAAAUGGAAACAUAGACCGUUCCAUUUAAAAUGUCAGGGGGGAGGGGGGGUCUAUUGUCAGAGCAAUAAUUUGUUCCAAACCCUUGAUUUUGUGGGGGAGUCCAAUGCCAUUUCCCUAAACUUACUGUCAAAGCAACCUUACCACCUGUAAAAAAAAAAAAAGGAACCUGUUAAAUACUUUAUUCUGUAUUGUUUUCAUCUUGAUUUUAAAGCAUGCAUACACAUCUAGUCUCCCUGAGUUUUGGGAUGGGUUUUCACAAAACAGGUGGUGAAUAUACUGUGAAUAACCGCCAUCUUACGUGAAUGACUGUACUACCACUGUGUGUCAGUGGGAAUGUAUGUGUGUGCGCUACCAGAAUACACGUUGUGCAGGUGGGGGUGUGUGUGAUCCUCCUCCACGCCCACUUGAGAGGAUUGACAGCUCAACACUUGCAUAACUUUACUUGAAACCCAAAUACAAAACAUAUCAAGAAAGGAGCAGAGUAAAGCCAGAAACCCCGCUGUCAUAUAUUCUCUUUCCCCGUCUUCCUCCCUCUCAUCCCCGUCUCCUAUCCCCCUCUCUUUCUCUUUCUCCACACAUUUUUGAGGAAGAAGCUCUUUUUGCAUCCUUGUUCUUGUGUUUUUCUAACAUAUUGUUUGAAGUUGAAUUCUAAUGCAUGCGUGGGAGAGGAAAAAAAAGACGACUUAACCUAUUUGUGAAUGGCCAGAAUGAAGUAACUCUCUUUUCGCCGGAAAUCUGUCUUCCUCUUUCUCUGUCAGCCAGUGGUGAGAUGAUGGGGGGGAAUAUGCAAACUGAAACACUCUUUAAAAAAAAUGUCUAUAUCACUGUUUUAUGUUCAUUUUUUUGUUGUCAUAUUUUUUGUUUACUGCAGUGUGGCUUGACUGAAUUGGUAGACAUACACUGGCCAUCUUUCUAUGUGUAUUGCACUUGGAAGGAAAGGGAAGGUGAAAUAGGCUCAGUUUCAUGAGUCCGAUAUCUUUCUUGAUACACAUACAACAGUUUGGGAGAUCUCAGCAGUGCUAUUAGCAUUGUGCCAAUCUGUCCAUGCUGUUCCAUUUUUACAUGUCCAUCUGUCUUUUGCAUCUGUACAUCUCUAUAUAUCAUUCUGCCUGUCACUUCUUCUGUCUUUAACAGUAGACGUAUCUAUUAAUCUACCCCUCUAGAUGCGUCAAUAUCAUUGUUUUGCUUCAUUUGUAUCAGUUGUUUUCUGUUCAUUUUCAUUAUUUGGUGUUUUUACUUCAUUUCUUAUCAUUUGGUGCCUUUGUUUACUCUUGUCUGAUUCAUGUUGUCGGUGAUUUGUGUUAUGAAUUUUACAUUUGAAAGAACAUUGCACUACUAGCGCCAAUGCAGCUAAUGUUUCUAUUGGUCCUGCCAACUGUUGUGACUACAUCGCCGCUAAGCGAAUAAGGCACUGGGUGCAGCCAUGCCACUUUCCUAUCAGGGGAGAAAGAGAGGGAAGACAGAGACGGAAGAAGAGAAGGUUACUACAAUAACACUGAAUGGGGUUUAUGCUAUAAAGACUGAUGCUGGAUACAAUUUUAAUGU